AUAUAUAUAUAUAUAUAUUUGUUGUUUUUUUCCUGUGAGGCUGAAGGGAAAAGAAUGUCUAAUGCCUGAAGGAAACAUAAAGGUAAGUUCUGUGUUAAGUUUAAGAAGCUGUUUUUGUCAUGUGAAACCAAAAAUCGAUUAUAGGUUAAUGCUGUAACAUCGGAAGACCUUUAAAGAUAGAAAUGUUUGCCAAAUAAAAUAUAUCAUCCAACUGAAAAUUCAUUUUUGUUUAGAAUAAUUGGAGCAGAUCUGCAUGUUGUUGUGGUUGGAAACAAUUUCCCAUAGGAACAGAUAGAGAAAGAAAAAGUACUUAUUACCUGCUUCCUGCACGGUGGGUUUUUUGUCUUUUAUAACGUAAGUCUCAUGUGUGUGGCUGUGUGCAGCUGCGAUACUGUUCUGUGGGAGCCUUGCUCUGGAUUUCUUUAGGUCACUGCUGACCCUCAGGAAGAGUCAGUCUUAAAGCACAUAUAUACAGAACGCAAAUGCUGGCAUUAUUUUUUGCUGUACUACCCCCAAGCCGUCUAUACAGCAGUUAUAUGAGGUGUUUGCCAUGUCUUUGCUUCCAUACCUGGAAAGGCUCCAAUGCAACCUCACAGCACUGUAAGUAUGGAUGCCAAAGCACUUUCCUGUAUAUUAACUCCAAAAUAUGUUCUGUCCUAUGAGUGGAUUUAUCUUUAAUAAAAUUCUGUGUGUGAAUAAAAGCCAGACACACGGCAUGCCUGGCUGGAAGGCCAUCCAAAGGUGUCAGGGUGUGUCUAUAGACAUGCCCAGCAUUCGUCCCGUGCUGGUCUGAAGUUACACUAGCUGCUGUCUUAGCGCUAGAGGGUGCCCUAGGACAGGGAAAGAAUAAGAGAGGAAGGAUCUGUCUUUACAUUUCUGAGAGACAAAAUUACAUUGUUGUUUUUGACCUCAGGUACUUCCAAGGGCCUUCCACAGCUCUACUAACCCAUAUGUCCUUUUUGUACUUGUAGAGACUGAUUCCAAGCAAAGGGAUGAAGGGAGAAUCUUCACAAUAAGUUUAGAGUAUUCUCUCAUUCAUGAUCAUAGCAAAAACAAACAACCCACCACCAAUAAUACUGAUAAUACAGUUAGCAAAAAACACCCAGAAAGGUACGUGCUCACUCUGUUAUUAAUAUGACAACUCUGGCAUGAAAAGAGAUACACUCAGUGCUUUCUUUUCAUAUUAAGUCUAUUUGUCUCCUAUUUUUUUUUCCCCUUAUGAAAAACCUACUGGGUAUUUCUCAUUAACAUUCACUGCACCAUAUCAGAAAGAAAAGAAUAUCUCUUGACAGUCUUGUGCUAAAAGGCUCAAGUGGUACUUUAAGCUUUAUCAUUGUCAAUCCUGAUUAAUCCCACCUGGUUCUUUACAAUAACAUGGGGUUUGUGUCACUGUGACCUGCACCUGGGGGUAAGUGAUAGAUGUGUAGCUCACAGCUCUGUAAACCAUUUUGAGUUCAUUUCAUUAAAGAAAGUCUUAAUUAAGGGCAAAAGCACAUGUGAGGAUUAAGAAAGAAAUAUGUAGCUUUUAAGCUUGAAAAAAAUCUGGUAUAACAAUCUCUAAAGUAGUCAGGAGCUGAGAUCAAUUACUGUGGUCAUCUUGCAGAGAUGUGCAUGAAAUAGGACAGUGAGAUGGAAUUGGGGCUGUGAACUGACUGCAGGAUCAAAAAAACAAUCUUCUGCCGUGGGGAAAAGGAAAGUCGCACUUCUGCCCACAGUCAGGAGUUAUCUGUGCGACUAGAUGAUUGUAUAUAUAUCUUAGUACAAAAGCAUUCAAUUAUAUAACCCCAGUGGGAGGAAUACUUCUCAAUGUCUAAGCACAUCAUCAUAUUAAAGGAAACUGCCUGUCUAAAACUAAGUCAACAAAUGUGUUAAAAAGUGAUUUUGCUGUGAGAUCAGUCACUGAUACCCCCUUACAUUUAUUUCUCAGCCUAUUUUUUCUCUCCCUUCCUUUUCAAAGACACAGUAAAUUAAAGAAUAAAUUGAAUAUAAAUCAGUAUACAUGGUAGGAUCAUAUGGGAACCAAACUGGAAUGAGAUUAGUUGACAAAGGUCAUUUGUCAGUGUUUCAGACGUAGUAUUUCCUAUGUGAAUACUUGUGACUCUUAAUGUAUAACUGCAGUUAGCUUAAGAACUUGACUGUGUAUUCACUUUCUUUUCUUUUUAAUUGUUAAAGGUUUUUGCCAGAUUUGGAGGGCUGUUCACAAGAAAUGAUUUACAGCUGAGUUUAAUUUACAAAUAGUCAUUGCGUGAGUUAUCUAAUGUAGCACUGACCACAUGUUGCUCAAUAAUAAUUAGAAAGGAUAAUGUAUGAACAGCAAAGCUUCAUUCUCUACAAGAGAAUCAGAGAACACUUCUAAUGUAAAUCACACUGGAGAUACAGUUUCCUUAGGUUAUACGCCCAGAUGCUUAAACAGAGUAAUUUUCUCUUCUAAAUAUGUGCUUCUGUAUACUCUGUUACUCCUUCAAUAUGUGAUCAUUUGCAUUUUCUCUUGAGAGCUGAACUCAAUGUAUUCUUAAAGAAUAGUUAGUUAAUUGAAUCAAUGUGUAAAAGCACUGUGCUAUAUGAAUGUUGGAAAGCAUUAGUUUGAAUAUGAAGUUGUGUCGCUUAGGAAUGUCUAGACUUACGUUAGAUUUCCAUCAGAUUGGAGUGGGUAAGAAAAAUAUUAAGGUUUAGAAAUUCAUAGUGAAAGUUAUUGAGCUUGCAACAUCAAUUCACAAUGCUCAGGUUGUCAGUUCAAGUUCAACCAAUUAAGAGUGCUGCUAUGACUCUCCCAAUAGAUAACACUGCUGGAAACACUUCCUACAUUCAACAGCAGAUGGGCUUUCCUGAGACCACAACAAAGCAUCCGAUGCAUUGUCUUACAGCAAGUAGUGGUGCUACAAGAUGGCAUUUCAGUCUGGCUUUCAUUAAUGUAAUAACGGCUUGCGAUUAUACAUUGAAGUAUUGCUGCAAAAAUAAGUUGAAGCACUCUAUAAUGGUAAGAUGGAUGUCAAUGCCUCGGCACUGCCUUUUGCUUGAAAGAGCACAACCUCUGGUCGUUUAAAUCCCUCGAUGUCUAUCACUGCCUCCCCCAUGGUUUCAGAUAUGUCCCCACUCAGCUGGGCUGACAGGUGCUUAUCCAGUCUGAGCCCUGUAGUUCUCCCUCUGCAGGACGUGAGCCGACUCAGUUUGAGCUCCGUGGACGUGUGUAUUGGCAGCUGUUAAAGAGGCAAACACAAGGUCCUUUAACAGCUGCACAUAAUUCACAUGACUGCUUUGGCAAUGUUACUGUCUAAAUGGGUUCACUUUCAGAUAACUGAAAAUUGAACUGAAACGUGAGGUAAAUAGUAUGUAUAGAGGAGAAUAUUUCUUCUACAACGUGUGUCUGAUUCAGCAAUGUCCUUAAACAGAAUUACUGUUGAUUUCAGUGAAGAUAGCAAGGGUUACCAUCAGCUUCUGUUUGUCCAUCAGUUUACUUUGUAAACUCAGAAGCUUUACAGAGGUUUUCCUACAAGUAGAAUUUCCAUUGAAAACAGGUAAUUUAGAAUGAAUAGACUUCCUUAGUACUGGCAACUCAAAAGUUUAUACAGUUAACUGCUGAAAAAUGCCAAAGCCUAAACAAGAAUGGAAACAUGUACUGAUUUAAAUCAGCCCCAGUGAAAUAUGUGGGAAAAUGGGUGCCUAUGAAGAAGAGGACAGAGUGUGUUGGGGUGUGUAAAUAAAAACAACGGUGUAACAUGAGGUUUUGGUAACAAAUCAAUCCGAAGGAACAGGAAUAUGCUAUGAUAUUGAAAUUGUUCUGCAUUAAUGUGGGAGUAGUAUUUCUCCCUUUGAUUUGUAUGGCUACAGCGUAUAGAUUAGCAUUGGAGAGCAAGCAGCAUUAAUAUAAACUCCAGAAAUGAGAUCAUAAAAGGAAGUUCUACUUAGCAAUACCUGUCAUCGUGUGAUCCCUGGAACAGCACCUUUAUUGGGAACAUCCUUUUCUUGGACACGUUUCUCCCAUUCUCAGUGGCUGGAGUUAUUCCUGCAAGGAAAUCCUGACAGCUUUCCAUAUUGAGUGAAUAGAAAAUUGACUAUGAAGCAUUCCUGCAGCAAGAGCAAUAGAGGAAGCCACCUGAGUUUUGUCACGGUGCAUAAUGCAGAACUUUCCGUAAGUAAAAGACCAACAAGUUCCCACUCCUGUAAGAUGAGCAUGAUGAAUUUUUUGAGAGCCAAUUGCUCCGUGUUCCCCUUUCCCUAUCUGAAAUUUCCUGUGUGUUGUAACCAUUUAACAGUAUGUUACUACCAUCCAUUAUGUCCUGCCUUAUUCUCUUUCAGAUGAAAGAGACGUUUCUGGAAUUCCUCAGUCCCAAUGACUGAAUUUGAGAGUUAAUGCCAAUGGAAUUAGCACACUGCCAUUGUUGAAUGGUCUCCUGUGGCUAUAUAAACAUUAAGGUGACACAUUUCCAAAGCAGAUGAUGUUACUGCUGCAAUGCUGUUAUUUCAAGAAUAUUUCUUAAAUAUCAAUGUAGAUUUGACAUUUUAUAUGAUGUUAUAUACAUAUUUACUUAAGAAAGAGUUGAUUUUGCUGCUUCUACUUAAUUUUUGCUGAAUUUUGAUUUACUUGCUGAGGAAAAUCUAUUACACUGGUUUGACAUGGAAGGGAUUUAUCCGUGAGAAUGGAAACGUUUUGAGGUUUGUUUAAGCUGACCUCUUAUUGGCAAAUAUAUUUAAAUGACAGCUCUAUUAAGAGAGACUAAAUCAGUUUCUGAAGUAGAUCACCUGAAAAAGCUGGAACAGAACAGACACCAGGAAACCUGAGAUCCUUCAGCCUGGGGAGGUUUUGCUGGAGAACAGACGUCUCCCACACCAGCUUCUUCCAUUAGCAUAACUUCCAUCUCUGUGAACAGAAAUAGACAGAGGAUUAGAUGCCUUUGUCAUGUUGCUGGCUAAAACCUUGGUAAAAUGAUGCUUUGUUUUAACUUCGAGGUUUGCAAACAAAUGAUGAGACAAAGUCAGAUGGCUGUGGUGAUCCCACUGUAGGCUCAUCAUAACCUCACCUAAUGCAAGUGAGAAAUAGCUAAACCUGAAGGUUGCUCAGAAACUGUUCUGUUGUUGUUUUUUCCCCCUUCUUUCACAAAAUUACUGAUAAUGGCUACUCUAUAGCCAACAUAGUCACUCAGUACAUACAGAUAACACUAAUGAUUUGCUUUAUUACCAGUUUCCUGAUCCCCCCUUCAAAUCAAAUAAGAAACUGUAUUUCUGCAGCUGUAUUUUCAUUUCUCUUCAGGUAAGGAAAAAAUUCAUUCAGUCCAUGUUAAACCAGAACCUUUAAUCUAACGUUCCCUCCCCAGUUCCCUUUUUUAUGUGAGAUUUGCUCCUCUGCAGUCGCCUUUCAAUCAGUGAGUCAGCAGGUUUGCUGUGUGUCUGCUGGUCAGAGCCCAGAACUCAGCUACUGGAACGUGGGAAGACAGUCUCAAGUUGAGCCCACUUAACAGACAAAGAGAGACACAUCCCUCUCCUACAUUGUGAAACAGCCCCUCCCAACAGAGCAGAAAUGCUUCUGGAAAGGAAAAAAGAAAAAAAAAAAGGACUGCAGAUUGCAUAAUUGAAUAUGGGACUUUUGUGAACGUUAGGACUGGAAGAGAAGAGAAGGAGGCAUUAUCCAUUUCAGCUGUUUGUCUAGAGAACAGCCCUGGGUUGCAUUCCUCAAAGAAGGUCACUUUUUGGCACAGGGGAUGGUCUGUUUCUGGAUGGUUCAUGGGUAACGGGGUAGAAAUGUGAUGGAAGCAGGGAAGAGUUGCCCAUGGCAGGAGUUAGUCGAUAUGUAGAGAAUGACUCUGUAAGUCACGCAUACUGUGCAUGAGUUGGAUAUACUAAGUGGAUAUGUCGUUAGUGUAAACUGAAGUGCUUUUACUCCCUUGAGGGCUGUUAGCAGCUCUCUAAAAGCAGAGAGGAGAGCAGCUAGUAAAGUUGGUGCUUCAGAAUUGCAGUGAAAGUGCUUACAUCCAUGGAUCAAUCUUUUGUCAGCCCUAAACCAAUGGCUGAUGGCUUUAGUGUAUCUCCACUGUCACCAAAAGGCACUUCUUGGGAAACGAAGCCCCAAGGCUCAAUAACAUGUCACCUGUCCCAUCACUCUAGCCUUAUUCUACAGGCAGGGAGAAGGACUGUUCUGCCAGCCUCAGCAGCAUUUAGACUGCAGGCAUGUCUCUCCUGGGAGUAAUGUCUGGGCGUUUGUGAAAUAUGAUGUGUUGAAACACAGGGUUUUAUUUCUGUAAGUGCUUGGCUAGGUACAAAAGCAGAUGGCAGGACUUCUGAGCCCAGCAAGAGGACACUGAUGGUGAAGCACACAUAUGCUUUCUUUUCUCCUCUGUUUUACCUUUUAUUUUUCCCCUUCUUUCAUUCUACCCUCACUUUCCCAUACAUUUCUCCCCCAUCUACACACUUUCUCUUCCUCUCUUGUUUUUUUUUUAAGAACAGAAGUUAUGGAGCCCUUCUUUUCUGGGGUUCUUCAGGAAACAUCCACACAUGGCUGAACAGGCACCAGCCUUACAACAGCUGCAGCUUUGGCCAACAGCAAAGACCACCAGUUUUAAUGCCAGGUUACCCAAUUGAAGAUGGGCAACAAUGUAUCUCUAAAGAGGCUUCCAGGAGAGUAGACACAGCUGUAAGGAUCUAUCAGCACAGAUUGGCUUGUGAGCUGCCAGUCACCGAAGGAGACUUUUCCCAUCACAAAAGCGGAGACUGUGGUUGUAAGAACGGGACCUAUUUAGCGUGCAUUAGUGACUGCCGAGCUACAGAGGAAAAUAAUUAUGGCAGUGUCCUUCCUAAAGAGCUGCCAAGAUGCUCUGAUGCUGCGGCCUAUAUAAACCAGGUGAGAAUCUGCUGAGUUGCAUUUAAAUGGCAGUAAGGCUCCCCUCAUGCUUCAGAGGGAAGUAUUUCUUAAAUGUAUGUAGCACUUCCCUGUGUUACUUUUUCUGGCUUAUACAAACUCAGGCAAACAGCACUGCUCCACGUAGAAUCGUAGAUGUCCCAAGCUGGAAGAGGCCCAUAAGGAUCACUGAGUCCAACUGACUUCCUGACAGUAGCUUUUACACCUUGUGCUUGAUCUUGUUCUUAGGGCAGAAUGGUGUCCUAGAAAUUCUGCCUGGAUGGAGGUGGUGCAGCCACCUGCAGACUCAGAUCCUGAUAACCAAACCCUCCUGCCAGCUGGCACACAUGAUCUGUUCUUCUGUGGCUUGAGAGCUCCCAGCACCAGCCAGAGAUGGCAGAGAUCACCUCAUCUCAAAGGGCUCAUGGUUUAGAAGGGAGAAAUAGGGGAAUGAGUGCUAAGGGUUAAAGCUUCACAUGCAGGAGAACUGCCAGAAAACAUUUGCCAUACUACAAACUCAGAGGGGAAUGUUUCUUUCUAAUCACCUCCUCAAAGAGAUGCAAAGCAAAAGCUCUUGGCUUCUGCUUUUGUCAUCACUCAUCCCCUCACUCUGCUGCCGUAGCUCACCCUCUUCAGCAUAGCAGAGCCUCCUGUUAGAGGUAGGCAAAGCAGGAUUUUUACCUGCUGCUUGCAACGAGCUUUGAGCAGAGCUGCGUACAUUGCUGACUUACACAUCCCAUGUCGACUCUCUGCCUUCCUUUUCCUCCCCCAGCCUUCCGAUUUGCCAAUGAAUUGUUAGACACGGUUCACCUCUGACUUCCCAGCAAACAGCCCAAGGCAUUCUGUGGACAGACAGACAGGAGAGUAAUGUGCUAAAUUCCCCUUUGGCUAGUAAUGAAUUUCACGGAGAUUACUCCUUUAGCCAUGCUCUCCAGGAAUAAUAACAAAUUCACUUUUUUUCACUCUUAAAACCUCUCCAGUGCAACUAGAAGGGCUGGGACAUAGCUAGUCAUCGGUAAUUAAUGACUCCUCCUUCGCCAUCAAUCAGCUGGGAAAAGCCAAAAGGAUGUGAGUGCUUGUAGAAACCUGUGUUCUCCAGACAUGUUGAUAGGCAGUGUGCAAAUGAAGUGGCAGCAGGAGACCAUCUGAUGCCUUUUCGUGGAAGGAACAGUAAGUCAUGAUACAUCCCACGCUCCUGUCAGGUGAAGUCUGAAAUUCCCAGUGCUGCUGCUGCUGCUGUGUGGUUUCUGACUGUGUGGGAUGUCGAUCCAUCUCACUGGUAUCUUGAAUCUGACCCAAUUUUUGAUCCAUUUUCCCUUUCCAGAUUCUCAUUACAGCCAUUGUGUCUGCUUUCUGCAGUUAAAAUGCUAGCAUUGCAAAAGCAGGACAUGGGAAGCAGAUUGGAUGCUGGCUUCCCUUCUGUAGCAGAGCAGAAAAGCAUUUCUGCAUCCUGUUCUAUUUGUGUCUAUUAGUGAUUCUGAAAGCAUGAGCAGAGGAGAUUUGAUCUUAAUACCAUUCACAGUUAUCUUUUUCCUUCCGAUCUGUUCUUUGACAUAUGUAAUAGUGUUCAGUUGAACUACAAGUUAUGUUACCCCACUAUAUGACAGCCUCCUCCUCAGUGGUACUGAGACCCUGCAUUUGGAUUUAGCUGAAGAAGAGCCUGUGGUCUUUUGUGUUGCUCACUUUAGAAGGGAGGUCAGCAAGGCCUUUGGAGGAUGUGGUCCCACAAAGUUGCUGGUCAUCUGCAGCUAUAAAACACUCCUCAGGACUUAGCAAACACUCCAACCUCUUUCUUGUAAAUGCUCUUUCUUGCCACAAUAAACAGUGGCCUUUCUUGUGCUCCCUGUACAGUGCUGGGAUGCCUGAAAUUCAAAGUAAUGAUGAGCCGUAGUGAAAAUCCUUUGAAUAAACUCUUUGUUCUCGUUGCAUGUUGUUGCGUUCCCUGCUCCAAAAGGCGCUACAUGCAGAACUGAAGGGAUGUUUUUCUAUAGGAACUGACUGUAAAUUCAGAAUGCUUUGCAUGUCAGUCUAAAAAUCAGAUGUCCCAAUAAUGUCAUUGGCUGAAUAAAAAGUGUUUAUCUUAUUGCAAGCAAAACUAGACCAUGAAUCAGUUGCUGCCUUAUAGUGACGCUCUUUGACAUGAAGCAAGGAACUCCUAAAUUUGUUGUGCAGGAUCCAGCUCUGGCCCAUUGAGACUGAUAUCCUGCUUUUGACCUCCUCUUUUUGAACUCUAUAUUUGACCUAUAAAUGUUAGUAUAGCUGUUUCUAUACAUGAAUGCUUGGAACUCCCUCUUCACCGAGGUGUAGUGGCUGGUUUGUGACCUGAGGCAGGAGGCCUGAUUGCUGUCUCUUAGCACUUGUAAGCACUUGUAAGUACAAAAGCUAAUGGUCACACUUGCAGAAUAAACUAAUUAAGGGAAAGCACUGCAGUCCUUCUGUUGGGUUGUGUGCAGCCUUUCAUUCAGUAAGGGCAGGCCUAAAUAAAACCUGUGCCUGAUCCACGCUUCAGAUUUUUAGGUCACUUGCACCAGUUCUGGAAGGUGCCAGCUGAAGGAGGUUGGUGCCAGUAAAAUGGUUGUGUUAACAUAGCUGUGUUGUUAAAGCCAUGCAGCUUUAUUGGUGAGGCGCUGCUGAAAAGAUAAGCUGUGAGGAUGUCUGAUGCAGCAGCGAGAGCCAUGCCAGUAAAAAAUGGUGAAACAGGAAAAUGAACUGUAGUUAAAGGCUGUGAAUGGAGAGAUUGACUAGGUAGGCAGCCUUACCUGAUGCAUUUCUGUUAGUGGAGAAGGCAUCUUUUGAUGAGUGCAUACAUUACUGCAGUGUCUCCGUUUUGAGAUGGUCUCAAACUUUAAGUUUUCCACAAACUGUUAAUUGCUCGGGAAGGAAACAGCUUCCUGAUUCUUACAGCUUCCCUGAUCUGACAUGAAGUGAUUCUGCGCUCUGGACAUGAGAGUUUUACCAAAUCCUUAGAAUAACCAGACAGAAUUCUUUCUUUGCUGGUUAAGGGGUGUUUAGGCAUUUAUUUAUUUGUAGGUAUGUUUUCCAGUAGUGAUUUUAGUCUAUUUGUUUAGAAGUGCGUUAGCAGUAAAUCAAGGUGCAUUUCCCCUGUAGGGUUUCCUGUAUGUCAAAGCCAUGUUAAUUCUCUUUGAUUUUCUUCCCUUAGUCCCAGCCAUUGCUGCAGAUCCUUCCUCUCUUUGUCCCUUUGGACAUCAAAGGAUUGCAAGGGGACAGCCCUGGCGAGAAGCUCCUCCCUGCUCAUUAGCCUCCAUAAAACAGGAACUCACCUUGGCUAGCUGUGCUUGGAGACCCAUCUGCAUCUCGGUCACUCUUGACACUGGAUCUCAGAUGGAAGGGCUUUUGCUUGCUUCAGGACAUCAGACCUGCUUUUGAACUGGACUGUUUUGGCUCCCUUAUUGAGAACUCUGGUGGCUCUCUCAGCUGUGUGACUUCCUAGAUUCCACAUUACAUGGAAAAAUGCAAGUUUUACCAGACAUUAAAGCGCCAUGUGAAGCACUUGCUUCCCCCAGCCUGGAGCCCUACCCGCAGAGCUCCAUCACAGUCACCCUGGAGGACAUGGGUCUCUGGAUGAAGUUUCAUCAGAUAGGGACAGAGAUGAUCAUCACCAAAUCCGGCAGACGAAUGUUUCCACAAUGCAAAAUCAAAGUUUCUGGCUUAAUCCCAUAUGCCAAGUACCUCAUGCUGGUGGAUUUUGUGCCUGUGGACAACUUCAGGUACAAGUGGAAUAAAGAUCAGUGGGAAGUUGCUGGAAAAGCAGAGCCCCAGCUCCCUUGUCGCACCUAUGUCCACCCGGAUUCCCCAGCUCCUGGCAGCCACUGGAUGAAGGAACCCGUCUCUUUCCAGAAACUGAAGCUCACCAACAACACUCUGGAUCAACAUGGACAUAUCAUCCUCCACUCCAUGCACCGUUACAAGCCUCGCUUCCACAUUGUGCAGGCAGAUGACCUCUUCAGUGUUCGCUGGAGCAUCUUCCAAGUCUUCAGCUUCCCUGAGACUGUCUUCACUUCUGUUACUGCCUACCAGAAUGAGCAGAUCACAAAGCUGAAGAUUGACAACAAUCCAUUUGCUAAAGGUUUCCGGGAGCACGGGAAGAACACUCGAAGGGAAGGACGAGCCAAAUCCCAGAAGCAAAGUCCAGCCAAGGGCCAGAAGAGAAAGCUGCCAGAGGAAAAGGAGUCUGGCUCUGAGGAACGUGAUUUUGAGAAAGAUGAAAAUGUGGAUGUGAAGGAAGAGAGUAACCCCGUUGUGGUCAGCAGUGGAUACCCCUUCUGGAUCUCAGAGCAGAACAGCAGCCUUCCCUUUCCUGCAGCAUCGCCAGUGCCAGCUGAACAGAGGGAGGGUCCAGCCAGAGAGCAGCAAGUGCCUACACCAUCCUACCAGACAUACCGGUUCCACGAAGCUGGGGACAACCAGCAGCUCCCCAGUCGCGAUGUCGCUGCCUUGAACGACUUCCGAGCCAGGUGCCACCCCUUGGAUCUCGCCACAGUGCCCGAGCAUGACUCCAAACAGCUCCCAGAGGGCUUCACCAACCUACCUCCGCUGCCCCCACCUCUGCCCCCUCCCCAGGACUACACUGGAGUGGUGAACAUGGCUCUGGACUCAGUGGGGAAACCUGGAGCUCGAGCACCCAUGUACAGUCCUUAUGGCACCGAGCAAGGCCUUGGGCAGUGGAUGGUGCCACCCCACAGCCAGUACAGGGCGAUGAGCUACUCAGCCUUCUCCACAGAUUACAACACACAAGGGGCUUCAGGACAUGCCCACGGGACCAUGGCAGAGUGGAGCCAGUACCCACUGUUCCCCUAUGCCUGCUGGUGAGCAGGGAGGAACCUUCCCAGUGUAAAGACUGAAAGAAAAUUGUAAAUGAGAACAAAUUUGUUCUGGGAUGUUAACCUUGAAGCCUUGUCUGUAGUAGGCAGAGACAUUGCUGCAGAUGGUGGCAUGGGACGCCUUCACUUCCUUGUCUCCUUGCACAACAACCCUAUUGGUAUUUCACAGGCAGCGGCUACACUGCUGGCAAUCCCAGCUGUGUCAGGGCACGUCUGGCUCCAUCUGUGUGUUCUGCAGUGCUUUUUCUCCAGCAGGAAUAAGAAACCACAGGAACUGUGAGAGCAGUGAAAGAGCUGCUCUCUCUGUCCCAGUCCAGGAUUGCAUUUGGCAGUUUGCAAAAUCCCUUCUUCCUGGGACAUGUGUGCAAGGAGAUGGGGCUGAGGAGUUUCAGUAAGCCAGGCCAAGGAGCUUUAGAGGAUUUUUGCAA
This is a messenger RNA of Coturnix japonica (Japanese quail), 12098 nucleotides long. Lineage: Eukaryota; Metazoa; Chordata; Aves; Galliformes; Phasianidae. The record is from RefSeq and is a predicted model, not a curated record.